Paraglomus occultum is the source of this 852-nucleotide messenger RNA. The record is from the annotation of a GenBank genome assembly. Lineage: Eukaryota; Fungi; Glomeromycota; Glomeromycetes; Paraglomerales; Paraglomeraceae.
AUGUUCAUUGCUAUCGCGAUGGCCAUUGCAAAUCUAGUUAUACUCUGGAAAAAUCGAGGCAACUUCAAUGACAUGUGUGUAGAAAAAGUCCACGAACUUAACGGUACGGCUUACAAUCCCGGCACACAUUGGUUCACUGGACCUUUUAAACGACAGCUCGGUCCUCCUGGAGCUGGAAGUGGAACUGGAACUGGAACCGGAGGUGGGAAUACGCCUGGAACUGGAGGUGGGAAUACGCCUGGAACUGGAGGUGGGAAUACGCCUGGAUCUGGAGGCGGGAAUACGCCUGGAUCUGGAGGUGGGAAUACGCCUGGAACUGGAGGCGGGAAUACGCCUGGAUCUGGAGGUGGGAAUACGCCUGGAUCUGGAGGUGGAACGAGGCCCGGAUCUGGAGGUGGAACGACUCCCGGAUCUGGAACUGGGAGUGGAACUACGUCCGGAACGACGCCCGGACCUACGCCUGGACCUACUCCCGGAUCCGGACCUGGAACUGGGAACGGGACUACAUCUGGAGAUGGAGGGUUACAGACGGUUACUGAAGAUGACAUUCGUCAUACUUGCGAACAUGCUAUCCUUGGGUUUUUGAUCUUUGCAACCGCACUCGAACUUGUCAUGCUCUUAUGGACGUUCUACUUCGCGAGUAUGAUCUCGCGGUAUGCUGAACAAUUGACGAAUCAAUUAAAGACAUAUCCGCACCACCGGUUGAAGGGUGAAAUAGCAAGCAGUAAACGUGCAAUUCCUGCAGUCAGUUCUACCAUCUCUCGAUCGUCAACUUCAAGCGAGGCUAGUAACGAUAAUGAUGAGACGAGAAAUCCAAGAAGCAUCGUGAUAGGAAAACAGGCAGAGAGGUAG